This is a messenger RNA of Didymodactylos carnosus, 507 nucleotides long. The record is from the annotation of a GenBank genome assembly. Lineage: Eukaryota; Metazoa; Rotifera; Eurotatoria; Philodinida; Philodinidae.
AUGGCGUUAUAUUCGUUAGGCACGUGGGAUGUUCAACGAUUCAGUCAAACUGUCAAUGUUCCGAACAAUAGCAUUGCAAAAUGCAUGUACUAUUUGGAUGUUGUAUGCACGUUACUGGAAUACGAUGAAUCGAACUUAGAUAGAUUAAGAGAUUUCAGGAAUUAUCAUCGUUUAACCGAUGAUGAAAUUCGCCUACUCUUCAUUGGUUGUGUGGCAUUAAGUCCUGAUUUAUUAAUUGACAAAUGUAUGUUCGAAGAUGCAGAAGCAUGUGGAAAUUCUCUAAAUCGAAUAUACGAAUUAUCUCAUGUGCAGCGGAAUUUCCUUGUUGCUAAUUCCAUUUUUGUUGCCGGUCGAAAUAGACGUGUUAAAAAGAUCAUGGCAUAUAAGCCAGAAUGGAUUAAAACUUUUUAUUACAAUCCCAUCUCACAACUCACACAACAAUUUCAGCAACAACGGCGUUAUGAGCAAGCUUUAGAAUAUUUAGCUAAUGACUGUACAAUUUCGUAA